AUGGCUGCGCCUGGCUUUCUCCCUCAAUCGCAACCUUUCAGGUCCGCCGCUGUAACCGCUCAAUCACCCUAUCCGCUAUCCAUGGGCACUGUUAUUAACCAUUACGAUUGCGAUGCGACCACUAAACCCGUCGGCACGCCUUUUGCGACGACACCCUCCUCCAUAUCGACUAUCUUGAUUCGCAGACUUCCUGUUGAUACUAACGAGGACAAGCUUCGUCUGAUGCUCCUCUUCUCGCAGGAAUUGCUCCAAAUCGAGAUGAUAUCCGUGGAACAGUCAGAAGACCCAGGUUUUCGGUCCGCAAUCGUGAGAUUUAAGACUCCUAAUGGGGCACAUCAGGCCAAGGAUAUGUUGCAUGGAAAAUCUAUUAGUUUAAGUGAUAUUGAGCUGGUGGUUGAGAUCGUGUCCGGUAGCCCGACCGCGUCGAGACGAUACCCAAUCGAAUCUGCAGUUUCGGCCCCGUCUAGCGGCCCCUCAUCGACCACAUCUUCGGGGGCGGCCUCGCGUCAAUCCUCUCGGUUUAACGGUGCAUUUCAAUCUUUAGAGAAUAUUUCGCCCCCUAUGAAUGGAAUAUACGGGAGCAAUGAGCUACCGAACCCUGAGUCUAGCGCACAUUAUCAGAGUCUCUUCUCACCACAAUCACCGAUUGGUAACCACCUUACUGAGCGCACGCGCAUAUCCGGCAAGACACUUAUUAGUCAUGACGCUCCAGAAGAUGACGAGACGCGAGAGCUCCUUAAAGACCCCGUUGCGUAUGCCGAGAAUGGCGCGACACAACAACGAAGAGCUACCGCUCCGCAGCUACCUAUUAGUCGCAUGGCUAAUUUAUCUCUUAAUACGACUGCCAACGGGCCAGCAUCCUUACCCCAAUACAGUCACCCAAGCAUAACCCCUCUAUCUGCACAUGGAAAUACCAUGUCACCAACGGUCAUGAACGGCGCGAGUCACUCGAUGAAUUACCAGAUGGGCAACCAGCACUAUCAGCGACAUAGUAACUUCCCUCCCGUGAAUCCCGCCGAUCAGAACCCUCCAUGUAAUACGCUCUAUGUGGGCAACCUUCCGAUCGAUACUUCCGAGGAGGAGUUGAAAGCUAUGUUUUCUAAGCAGCGAGGGUACAAACGUCUCUGUUUCCGCACUAAACAGAACGGCCCUAUGUGCUUUGUUGAAUUUGAAGAUGUGUCGUUCGCCACUAAAGCUCUCCAUGAGCUAUACGGCACGCCUCUUCAUAAUAGCAUCAAGGGAGGCAUUCGUCUUAGCUUUUCUAAAAAUCCUCUGGGAGUUCGUUCGGGUCAGACUCCGGGCCAGACUGGCCCUGGCUCUAUGGCAGGUAUGAACGGUAUGAUGGCUGGACCCGGGAACGGAUUUACAAGCGCCAAUGGUCCUCCACCAGGUCUUGCGGCCCCCCCAGGCCUCAGUCGCAUUUAUAACGGGGGAUCGACAGUCCCUAGCAGUGCGAGCACCCCAUAUUCCGCGGGAACUUUCCCUAGUACUAACAGUAAUGUAUGGAGCAGCCCGUUGUAUAGCGGGCCGCUCUCGGCUGGUGGUUCAUCCCCAGCGGUGAACGGCUCCGCCUCAGCUUUCCCACCUUACAUGAUGGGACGAUAG
Messenger RNA from Annulohypoxylon maeteangense, 1605 nucleotides. RefSeq lists its product as uncharacterized. Gene Ontology annotation, molecular function: mRNA binding. The transcript has a single exon. Bases 1 to 1605 code for a protein of 534 amino acids. The record is from RefSeq and is a predicted model, not a curated record. NCBI's taxonomy places the organism in Eukaryota, Fungi, Ascomycota, Sordariomycetes, Xylariales, Hypoxylaceae.